Molecule: messenger RNA, 1722 nt
Organism: Cyclocybe aegerita
Lineage: Eukaryota; Fungi; Basidiomycota; Agaricomycetes; Agaricales; Hemipholiotaceae
Source: the annotation of a GenBank genome assembly
AUGGAUGCAGACGAGAAGUUGAAUGGCGCCCGCGACCACGGUCGCGUUGAUCAUUCUAGUCUGCUACUCAUCGUCCUCAACAACGACUCGGCCAAUAUGACGAUCACACACGUACUCUUCGAGUCGGCUUCUGGAUAUGCUAUCUUUGAGGCCAAGUUCAGCGAGGAUAUCGGGGCAAAAUCCAAGGCCGUCGCGGACUCGUUUCAGGAUCUGGCGAAGUUUGGGAAAAUGGUAACCUUGAUCAGUUUUUCGCCUUUCAAGAGUGCUGCACAGGCUUUGGAGAACAUCAACGAUAUUUCUGAAGGUAUCCUGAACGACCACCUCCGAAAUCUCCUUGAACUCAACCUCUCUAAGGCCUCCAAGAAGUCCAAUGUGACCCUGGCUGUCUCCGACCCCAAUAUCGGCACAAGUAUAAAGGAUGCCUUUGGGUUCAAAAUCGACGCCUCCGAAAAUGCUCAGCACCUGAUUCGCGGCAUUCGACAACAUGCGACCAAACUACUCAAGGGUCUCCAAACGGACGACCUGAAGAAAGCCCAGCUCGGCCUCGGGCACUCUUACUCCCGCUCAAAACUAAAGUUCAACGUCAACCGGGUGGACAACAUGAUCAUCCAAGCCAUUGCCCUCCUCGAUCAGCUCGACAAGGACGUCAACCUGUUUUCGAUGCGGAUACGAGAGUGGUAUGGGUACCACUUCCCGGAGCUCGUUCGUAUCGUUCCCGACAACCACCAAUAUGCUCGCGUCGCCAAGUUCAUUGGAGAUAAGGACACGUUGACGGAGGAUAAACUACCAGAGUUGACCGCAUUGCUGGACGACGACAGCACAGCGGCGCAAAAUAUCCUCGAUGCUGCUCGUGGAUCAAUGGGCUCCUCCCUCUCCGACAUCGACAUGCUCAAUAUCUCCGCCUUCGCCACACGCGUCGUUUCUCUAUCCGACUACCGCAAGUCGCUCGUGUCGUACCUUUCGGAGAAGAUGAACCUGGUCGCACCAAGUCUGACGGCUCUCCUUGGAGAGCGCGUCGGUGCUCGGUUGAUUAGCCAUGCUGGUAGUUUGACGAACUUGAGCAAAUAUCCGGCGAGUACGGUGCAAAUCCUCGGUGCCGAGAAGGCUCUAUUCCGAGCGUUGAAAACGAAGGGGAACACACCCAAGUACGGUCUCCUUUACCAUUCAACGUUCAUCGGCCGUGCAGGUCCUAAAUACAAGGGUCGCAUUUCACGGUUCCUUGCCAACAAGUGUUCUAUUGCCUCUCGUAUUGAUUGUUAUUCCGAAAACCCAACACCAAAAUUCGGCGAGGCUUUGCGUGCACAAGUAGAAGAACGUCUCAACUUCUUCGAGACAGGCGCACCGCCAUCUAAGAACGCUGAUGCUAUUCGCAAGGUUAUGGAGGAGCUUGCUCUUGACGAGGACGAGGAUGAUGAAGACGGCAUGAAUGUUGACGGCCCUGCUUUUACAACACUAGAAGCCGAGCCGAAGAAGGAGAAGAAGAGGAAGAGGAAGAGCGACGACAUGGAUGUUGAUGAUGAGGAGGACGACGACGACGCUCACUCUGCGAAGAAGGUCAAACUGUCGAAGGAGGAGAAGAAGGCACUGAAGAAGGCCAAGAAAGAGAAGGCGAAGGCUGAGGCUGCAGCUUCUGGUGACGGCGAGUCAUCAAAGAAAAAGGAGAAAAAAGAGAAAAAAGAAAAGAAAGAAAAGAAAGAGAAGGAAAAGAAGAGCAAAGACUGA